AUGGGGGUGGAGGUCACUGAUCACAAGGGAUGUGCAGCUUUGAGUAUCGAAGGAGGAGAGAUAAAGUUUGAUGACGUCACUUUCCACUAUAGACCAGACCAGCCUAUCCUCAAGAACGUCUCAUUCAAGGUUCCAGCGGGAAAAACUGUUGCAGUGGUUGGUCCGUCUGGGUCUGGGAAGAGUACUUUGAUCCGGCUGGUGUUCCGCUUCUACGAUAUCCAAGGCGGGUGCAUUUCAAUAGACGGACAGGACAUCUCAAAAGUGACCCAGCAUAGUCUCCGCAAGAGCAUCGGGGUCGUUCCGCAGGACACUGUUCUGUUCAGUGACACAAUCGGCUACAACAUCCACUACGGAAGGCCAGAUGCAAGCGAGGAGGAAAUGAAGGUGGCAGCCGAAAGAGCCGACAUCCACGAGAGGAUCAUCCACACAUUCCCAGACGGUUACGAGACCAGGGUCGGCGAAAAGGGGCAGAAGCUUAGUGGGGGAGAGAAACAACGGGUGGCAAUCGCCAGAACUAUUCUCAAGGCUCCUAAAAUAAUUCUGUUGGACGAGGCCACUUCUGCCCUGGACACUCAGACAGAAAGAAAUAUCCAGAGUGCACUUGAUGACGUCAGCAAAGACAGGACCACUCUGGUAGUAGCCCACAGAUUGUCCACUGUGGUCAAUGCGGACAUGAUCAUGGUCCUCAAAGACGGGGUCAUAGUUGAGCGAGGAACUCAUCAAGAAUUGAUAGACACCUCUGGAAGCAUCUAUUCCGAAAUGUGGAACCAACAAGCCACCGUUUUUGGCGAAAAUGAAGCUUAUGAAGGUUCCAAAGGUGUCUAAGAAUGACCAAUAAAGUCGUGCAGCGUAGUCAGAAAACAUCAAAGCGAGAUUAUUUAGACCACAACUUGUAAAUAAUUGUCCUGGAAAUAUUCAAAUUUAGCUUCAUUUUAAAUCUUGUAAUUAUAGUAGAAAGUCAUUGAUGUUUUUAUGAAAAUGCU
Symsagittifera roscoffensis is the source of this 983-nucleotide messenger RNA. Its product is annotated as ATP-binding cassette sub-family B member 6-like. Gene Ontology annotation, cellular component: vacuolar membrane. The transcript has 5 exons. Gene Ontology annotation, biological process: heme transport; transmembrane transport. NCBI's taxonomy places the organism in Eukaryota, Metazoa, Xenacoelomorpha, Acoela, Convolutidae. The record is from RefSeq and is a predicted model, not a curated record. Bases 1 to 825 code for a protein of 274 amino acids. Gene Ontology annotation, molecular function: ATP hydrolysis activity; ABC-type heme transporter activity; ATP binding.